Molecule: messenger RNA, 1932 nt
Organism: Scatophagus argus
Lineage: Eukaryota; Metazoa; Chordata; Actinopteri; Scatophagidae
Gene: tm7sf2
Product: transmembrane 7 superfamily member 2
Exons: 11
Coding region: 141-1418 (425 amino acids)
Biological process (GO): sterol biosynthetic process
Cellular component (GO): endoplasmic reticulum membrane; nuclear inner membrane
Molecular function (GO): oxidoreductase activity, acting on the CH-CH group of donors, NAD or NADP as acceptor
Source: RefSeq, a predicted model, not a curated record
GAGUCUGAUUGGCUGAGAGACGCUUUCGUGCUGUUCGUGUAUCUGUCGGGGGCGUUUCCAACUGCAGGCUGUUGGACGUAUCCAUGAGAAUAUCGUUACGGUCCCGUCCACACCUCUAUGCCUUAGACUGGUGACCAAUAAUGAGACCAAACAGUCAAGCGCUCAAGCACAAGUCCUCACAUGACACAGAGAGGGAAUUUGGAGGAACGCUGGGUGCCAUAUGCAUUCCCAUCUUUCUUCCCCUGAUGGUGCUCUUCCUGGUCUGUGUGAGUCGAUGCCCUGAGGCCAGUGUGCUCCAAUGGCCUCCUUCCCUCCCCUCCACUGACCAGCUGUGGGACCCUCUGGCCCUUGUGCUGCUGCUGGGCUGGAUCGCUCUGCAUGCCCUCCUAUAUUUGAUGCCAUUAGGAAAGGUAUCUGAAGGAUUAGUGCUGAGGGAUGGAACGCGUCUCAAGUAUCCCAUAAACGGUUUUCAUGGCCUGUGCAUCAGCGGUGUGUUGCUGAUGUUGUUAGUGGGGCUUGGGGCUCCGCUGGGGUAUCUGUUUGAGCUGCUGUUGCCUCUGGCCGUGUGUGCAAUAGCAGUGUCAUUCCUUUUCUCCAUCUAUCUCUACAUCCGUUCCUUUUGGGCUCCUUCCCAUGCUCUCGCAUUGGGAGGCAACACAGGAAAUCCCCUGUAUGACUUCUUCAUCGGGCGGGAGCUAAACCCCCGUAUUGGAAACUUUGACCUUAAAUAUUUCUGUGAGCUCAGGCCGGGUCUGAUUGGCUGGGUGGUCAUAAACCUCGGCAUGCUGAUGAAGGAGGUGGAGCUUCGAGGCUCGCCCUCACUCGCUAUGAUACUGGUCAACAGUUUCCAGCUGCUGUAUGUGGCAGAUGCUCUGUGGAAUGAGGAGGCUGUUCUGACAACCAUGGACAUUGUGCACGAUGGUUUUGGCUUCAUGCUGGUCUUUGGGGACCUGGCCUGGGUUCCCUUCACAUAUAGCCUGCAGGCUGCCUUCCUUGUUGUCCACCCACAGGACCUAAGCUCCCUCAGAGCAGCGGUUAUAAUAGCACUGAAUGGUAUUGGAUAUUAUAUUUUUAGAAAAUCCAAUUCACAGAAGAACCAGUUCAGACGAGACCCUUCACAUCCAAGUGUUGCAAGACUGGAGACCAUCGCCACAGCAACAGGGAAACGGCUGCUGGUGUCCGGCUGGUGGGGUCUCGUUCGUCAUCCCAAUUACCUUGGUGACCUCCUCAUGGCCCUGGCGUGGUCUCUGCCAUGUGGAUUCACACAUCUUUUGCCUUACUUCUAUGUCAUAUAUUUCACUGUCUUGCUGAUUCACCGAGAGGACCGUGAUGAGAGACAAUGUAGGGCCAAAUAUGGACUGGCGUGGGACACCUACUGUCGACGUGUCCCCUACAGGAUCUUCCCUUAUAUAUACUGAAAGGGAAAGUCCACACAAACAUAGCAAUAGCUUUAAAAUUUAAAUUCAUUUUCAGUUACGCAGAGCACACAAGAAACAAGCCGUGGUGCUGUACUGGGAUUCUGCAGGAAGAUCACAGUUUUAAUCAGCCUUAAUACAUAAGGCUGUGGUUCAUUUAUUAAGGAUGUUAAAUAGACCACUAUUUCUAUUUCGCUGCAUUUUGACUUUCAAACCUCACAGGGAUCUUAAAUAGGUGAAGUCUGUCUGUUUCUACAGCUGAAGCAUUCCAGAAUAAAAGCCUAAAGCUGUAGUGAAAACAGUGUUGGCUUUCUGAUUGCUUUCUCAUAAAAAUAAGAUAAGCUCACAAAAACACCCCAUUUGAGAACGAAAACUUUUUAAUAGCAAAAAAAUUCAUUUCCAUGUCAACAUCAGUGCCUUUUUAAUGAAAUGGCUCGCAGCGUUUUUAUCGUGUUUGUCUUUUUUUUAAAUUUGUUAUCUGUGAAAUACAUUUGAAAUAAACAAAUCCAAAACAGUG